GUAAUGUCUCAUGUACGUGAAAGGAUUCACGGGCUUAAUCUCAUUUGCAACCAUUUGUUUUCUACUUUUCAGUCGCUUUUCACUAGGGCCCCUUCGAUGGUUAAUGAGAUUUUAGAUGAUAAAGAUCGUAAUAUACAGGGAAACUAUUUCAGUCGAGCAGAAAACGGCGACGCUGUAUUUUACAAAGUGGAUGGAGAACGCUUUGAGGGAGGUUCAAAAACGUUGAAAUUUUCUACUAACACCAGAUAUAAGAUUACACUCACCAGCAAACCGCCCACUCAUUUCCAUCAAAUGCAUCUUGCUGGCUGUGAUUUGCAGUUGCACACUGAUGUUCCAAACAGUGGCCAGUAUACGACUGAAUGGAAUACCACGGGAAUUGACGUGUGCAAAAAGGGAGCCAGGAAUAAUAUCGGUCUUACUUUACAGGUACUUCUUACUGUUUUGCUUAAAACAUUUACUCCUGCACUUUUGGUGUGA
This is a messenger RNA of Angiostrongylus costaricensis, 477 nucleotides long. NCBI's taxonomy places the organism in Eukaryota, Metazoa, Nematoda, Chromadorea, Rhabditida, Metastrongylidae. The record is from the annotation of a GenBank genome assembly.